Molecule: messenger RNA, 1213 nt
Organism: Saccostrea echinata
Lineage: Eukaryota; Metazoa; Mollusca; Bivalvia; Ostreida; Ostreidae
Product: ficolin-3-like
Exons: 7
Coding region: 131-1165 (344 amino acids)
Source: RefSeq, a predicted model, not a curated record
UUUGGCAACCGAUAGAUGUCCUAAACUUAACGAUGAUAAAGAAAUUGGUAAAAGAUUACCAGUUUCUCCUUUCGCACAGCUUAACAAAAUAGGGCUCCAGUUGUGUUUUAGAGAAUGCGAGGCCUAUGCCAUGUGUCUGUCAAUUAAUUUCAGCCCAAGGAUGUUAUUGUGUGAAUUGAACAGUCAGAAGAAAAAUAGCAGUUUAUCUUUAAUUCAUGAUGGUGACUUUUUAUACAAAGAAAUACCGGAUAUUGUUGAUUAUAAAGAAAAGAAAUGUGGUAAAACUUCAUGCAAUUUAUACUCCAAAUGUGUUCGCACAAAAUCAGACAAAUAUGCAUGCAUGGAAGUAGCAGUUCAUGGAGGAUGGAGUGAAUGGAAUUCUUGGGGAGAUUGUUCUGAUACAGGCGGACUUGGAAAUAGAACACGAAAACGCAGAUGUGACAAUCCCACGCCGAGGUUUGGAGGAAAAGCUUGCAGUGGACAGUCCUCCGAUUCUUCACCAUGUAAUCUGCCUGACGACUGCAAAUCAUUACAUGAUAAUGGUAGCAGAACAUCAGGUGUCUACAGUAUUAAUCCCUGGGGUGAACUCCAUAACAAAUCAGUAGAAAUCUAUUGUGAUAUGUCAACGUCUGGAGGAGGAUGGACCGUAAUACAGAAAAGAGUCGACGGUAAGGUGAACUUCAACAGAAGUUGGCAAGAAUAUAAGGCCGGAUUUGGAGAUGUGUCAACUAGCCACUGGAUUGGAAAUGAGAUCAUACAUCAGCUGACAAAGAAAAACAGCAGUACGCUUUAUGUGAGCAUCACUCUUAAGAACGGCACCACCCUCUUUAUACAAUACGACACGUUCUCUAUUUCUGGAGAAAAUGAUGAUUACAGAUUGUAUAUUGCUGGAAAAGCAACAGGAAUGUUAGACGAUAGGAUAAGGUAUGGGACAGGAGCCGACAACAUAAACGGAAUGAAAUUUUCUACAUAUGACAAAGACAAUGACCUUGCAGGAUCGAAGUGUACAGAUGCCAUGGGCAUAGGUGGGUGGUGGUUUAACAGUUGUUCUAAUGCCUACCUUAACGGACAGUAUCCACCUGGAAAGUGGAAACAACCUUGGUACCCUCCAUUUUCUGAUGGAUCACAUAUUUCCGAAACAACAAUGAUGAUAAGGCGGAAAUGAUUCUGUAACAGUCUUUGAAAUAAAAGGAAAUAUCCACAAUAACUAUUG